Coregonus clupeaformis (lake whitefish) is the source of this 1011-nucleotide messenger RNA. Its product is annotated as histidine triad nucleotide-binding protein 3. NCBI's taxonomy places the organism in Eukaryota, Metazoa, Chordata, Actinopteri, Salmoniformes, Salmonidae. Bases 184 to 684 code for a protein of 166 amino acids. The record is from RefSeq and is a predicted model, not a curated record. Gene Ontology annotation, molecular function: catalytic activity. The transcript is spliced from 5 exons.
CUUGUAUUCCUUCGUUGAUGACAGGUCCCAGUCUCACCGACAAUAUGGUUUCCACUAGUUCCCACAGCCACAAAGUCAAAAUUGGCUAGGCAUAAGGUUAGGUUUAAAAUCGCAUUUUAUGAAAAUAAAUUGUAGAAAUAGGCGGGGUUUAUCACUUUGUAGCUGUUGUAACGACCAAUAAACAUGGCAACCAACGAGGGGUCAGAACCUGCAAAUGUUUAUAUUUCUAAAACAAACGUAGAUCGAGGCGAAGGAUACGACAAGAAAUGCAUAUUCUGCAAGGUUGUCAACAAUGAGAUGGGCACGGAGCUUCUUCAUGUUGACGAGGAGGUCUCGUGCUUCAGGGACAUCAAGCCUGGAGCUCCCCAUCACUACCUGGUUGUGCCCACGAGACAUGUUGGAAACUGUAAAUCACUCAGUAAAGAGCAUGUGUCAUUAGUAAAAAAGAUGGUGGAGACAGGGAUGGAGAUCCUUAAGAAGAACAAUGUCUUAGACCUCAGCGAUAUCAGGUUUGGCUUCCACUGGCCCCCAUUCUGUUCUGUCUCUCACCUGCACCUCCAUGUGUUGGCACCCGCCAGUCAGAUGGGCUUCAUGUCCCGCCUCUUCUACAGACCCAACUCCUAUUGGUUUGUCACGGCAGACCAGUUGAUUCAGCAGCUGAACUCUAAGGGAGAGACCAACUGAGUGGUGGGUUGCAGUCUAGGCUGGUCCAGUGAGAGACUGGGUUACCUUACUGGUAGUGAAGUGAGCAGGUCAGGACUGGUCUGGUCUCCCUCUGUGGUUCUCUGUGUGAGUGUACUGAACUCCCUAGCAGGUUACGGUGAGACUAGUGAUGAUGGUACAAAUCAACUCAACUGAGGUUUUUAAUUAUAGUAUCAAGCUGAACAGCCUAAUCAGAAAUGAAGCCAAGUAUAUUUUCCUUCCUUGUUAUUUUAUAGACUUAUUAAAAUGGCCAAUAGCUACGAAUUUUGUUUUUGGGCACAGAAAAUAAAAUGGUAAUGACUGGAAUGA